Gryllus bimaculatus (two-spotted cricket) is the source of this 264-nucleotide messenger RNA. The record is from the annotation of a GenBank genome assembly. Lineage: Eukaryota; Metazoa; Arthropoda; Insecta; Orthoptera; Gryllidae.
AUGGGUCGCGUACUGCCUCUUUUGCUCGUCGCCUGCCUGGCGGUGCUCGCCGCCGGCCACAAGUCCCUGGAGGGCUACCGCGUCUAUCGCCUGCAGCCCAUCACCACCGAGCAGUUCGAAUGGGUGCGUGGCAUGCAGCAUGACCCCGCGCUGGACUUCUGGUCCAACAGCGACGUCAUGGUGAGUCCCGAGCGCCAGGAGACCUUCCUGGACCAGCUGCAGCGCGAAGGCAUCCAGUGGGAGACCCUCGUCAACGACGUUCAG